GCCCCUCCUCCGCCCCGCCCUGCGGCUCCGGUGCCCGCCGGGCGAGAACCCCGAGAGCCGGAGCGGACCGAGGACCGAACUCACAGCGACCCAGGCGCCGCGCCCGGACGCCCGCCGAGAGCGCCGCUGCUGCCGCGCCCCCCUGACCCCUCGCGGCUCCGCGCCCCGUGGCCGGUGGCCAGAUUUGACCAUGAGCUACCCAGGCUACCCCCCGCCCGCAGGCGGCUACCCUCCAGUUGCACCAGGUGGCGGUGCCUGGGGAGGUGCUGGCUACCCCCAGCCCAACAUGCCCCCUAUUGGGCUGGAUAACGUGGCCAACUACGCAGGGCAGUUCAACCAGGACUACCUCUCGGGAAUGGCAGCCAACAUGUCCGGGACGUUCGGAGGAGCCAACGUGCCAAACCUGUACCCUGGCGCCCCCGGGGGCGGUUACCCUCCUCUGCCCCCUGGGGGUUUUGGGCAGCCCCCUUCCACUCAGCAGCCUGUUCCUCCGUAUGGAAUGUACCCGCCCCCUGGAGGAAACCCGCCCUCUGGGAUGCCUUCAUACCCGUCAUACCCAGGGGCCCCUGUGCCAGGCCAGCCCAUGCCCCCUCCCGGACAGCAGCCCCCAGGAGCCUACCCUGGGCAGCCGCCAAUGACCUACCCUGGGCAGUCACCAAUGCCGCCUCCUGGGCAGCACCAGCAGCCGGUGCCAAGCUACCCAGCAUAUCAAGGGUCCGGGACCGUCACCCCUGCCGUGCCCCCAUCUCAGUUUGGGAAGCGAGGUACCAUCACCGAUGCUCCUGGCUUUGACCCCUUGCGAGACGCCGAGGUUCUGCGGAAGGCUAUGAAAGGCUUUGGGACGGACGAGCAGGCCAUCAUCGACUGCCUGGGGAGUCGCUCCAACAAGCAGCGGCAGCAGAUCCUCCUGUCCUUCAAGACAGCGUAUGGGAAGGAUCUGAUCAAAGAUCUGAAAUCUGAACUGUCAGGAAACUUCGAGAAGACUAUCUUGGCUCUGAUGAAGACCCCAAUCCUCUUUGAUGUUUACGAGAUAAAGGAAGCCAUCAAGGGGGCUGGCACAGACGAAGCCUGUCUGAUCGAGAUCCUCGCCUCCCGCAACAACGACCACAUCCGGGAACUGAGCAGAGCCUACCAAGCAGAAUUCAGAAAGACCCUGGAGGAGGCCAUUCGAAGCGACACGUCAGGACACUUCCAGCGGCUUCUCAUCUCUCUCUCUCAGGGAAACCGGGAUGAAAGCACAAAUGUGGACAUGUCGCUCGUCCAGAGAGAUGUCCAGGAUCUGUACGCAGCUGGGGAGAACCGCCUGGGAACAGAUGAGUCCAAGUUCAAUGCAAUCCUGUGCGCCCGGAGCCGGGCCCACCUGGUGGCAGUUUUCAACGAGUAUCAGCGAAUGACAGGCCGAGACAUUGAGAAGAGCAUCUGCCGGGAGAUGUCCGGGGACCUGGAGCAGGGCAUGCUGGCCGUGGUGAAAUGUCUCAAGAACACCCCAGCCUUCUUUGCUGAAAGGCUCAACAAGGCCAUGAGGGGAGCAGGAACAAAGGACCGGACCCUGAUUCGCAUCAUGGUGUCUCGCAGCGAGAUUGACCUCCUGGACAUCAGAACGGAGUACAAGCGGCUGUACGGCAAGUCGCUGUACCACGACAUCACGGGGGACACCUCGGGGGAUUACCGGAAGAUUCUGCUAAAGAUCUGUGGUGGCAACGACUGAGCGGUGACCAGUGGCUCACUCUGCCAGCAACAAUGAUGCUAGAAAAAGGCCAAAACAACGUCUGUCUAUUUCUACCAAACCCACAAGAUAGCCCAACCCCAGUGCCAACAACCCAUGGAGUCUCGGCCCUGACCCCACCCACCCCUCCUGACCGUGUCCACCUGCCCCUCCUGACCGUGCCCACCCGCCCCUCCUGACCAUGCCCACCCGCCCCUCCUGGUCAUGCCCACCCGCCCCUCCUGACCAUGCCCACCCGCCCCUCCUGACCAUGCCCACCCGCCCCUCCUGGUCAUGCCCACCUGCCCCUCCUGACCGUGCCCACCCGCCCCUCCUGGUCAUGCCCACGGGCCUGGUUGGUCUGGAUGCUCAGGACGCCGUCUCCUUCCGUCCACCCCCCUCACAGCCUCUUGCUGCUAAAGUAGAUGUUUUAUCUCUGACUCAUGCAGCCAUUCCCCUUUGCUUGUAGCUGAGACACUCGGCUUCAUUUUAGUCACAUGACUUUAAUGUUUUUUGGAGGCAUUUUUUUAUAGUCAUUGCCAGACAGGUGCGUCUACUCCGCUGCCACACAUUUCGGGUGCGAGCGGUCGGGGGGCAGUGCCAUGUCCUCACUGAGGAGGAAAAGGGAGGACCUUUCAGGGCAAUCUUUGAAUCUGGUGAGGAUGUGUCAUGAGCUUUGUUAUUGCCAAACUCACUGCUUUUUAGAGAAGAAAAAACAAAAAAACAAAAAGCCAGAAAGUCAUCUGUUCCUUCCUCAUGUAAAAGCAGGGAACAGAGCCAGCUCCCUGUUACAGGGCUCUUUGUAAUGGAGAAUGUGCCUUACACCUGGAUGCUGAUGGCCAAAAGCUGUUUCUAAAUUAAAGCCAGCCAGCUCUGGAACAUUCUGGAAACGUU
Molecule: messenger RNA, 2599 nt
Organism: Myotis daubentonii (Daubenton's bat)
Lineage: Eukaryota; Metazoa; Chordata; Mammalia; Chiroptera; Vespertilionidae
Gene: ANXA11
Product: annexin A11
Biological process (GO): phagocytosis; cytokinetic process
Cellular component (GO): nucleus; plasma membrane; vesicle membrane
Molecular function (GO): phosphatidylserine binding; calcium-dependent phospholipid binding; calcium ion binding
Source: RefSeq, a predicted model, not a curated record